GGCAAACCCUAAAAAGCACUCACUCAUGCAUCAUGCAUUUGAAAAUUGUGACAGAAACUUGUGAAGUCAUCACCGUUCAAUGGGUUCAACGCUCUGCCAACUCUUUUAAAGUAGUCUUACUGUUCCUUCCCGUUGUUGCCCUCUCCCCUUUCUUUCUAGGCACUUCUUCUCCGAGACAUGCAAUGCCUGCUUCAAGGCUUUUCUUAGAAGCUAGAUUACGUUCUCUUUGCAUCCAUGGUGGCCUUCGUGGAAACAGCAUUUUUCAAGGUCACUGCUGAAUGCUGCCAGUGAUGUAAGCUUUCAGCAUUAAGUUUAUAUGCGUGUUGGGCCCAAUUUUUGAAAACCAUGGGUUAGAAUUUGCCUGGUCGGUCAGCUUUGCUUUCUGAUAUGGCAAAUGAAAGCCAAUUCAUACCAGAUGGAGGGAAGUCUCACAGCCACCAGAAGUAUGUCGUUGCCCAGGGCAAUGUGGUGUUGCGUGUGCUGCCCCGGGAAGCCCAUGCUCAGAUUCGGCACUGUGAGAUUGCACUCGUGGAGAACAAUGGCAGGCCACAAGACUACCGCUACUUUGUUGUCACAUCCGACACACUCUUUGUUGUGGAGCGCACCGGUUCUCCCCCUCGCGUACAAACCAUCCAGUUCAGCGCAAUUGAGGAGAUUGAGCAGGAGAAUGGCGGUGCAGACUACCUGGCGGAUGUCAACAUCCAGGCGUGCAGCCGCCGGACGCGCAUAGCCUAUGGGAAGGAGUCAACAGAUAUGCAAUCAAGCCCCCAAAACCUCAGCCCAGAGACUCAGAGGCGUAGGAGCAGCUUUUUUGCAUCUACGCGAUCUAACUCAAGCAAAGAUCUGGGCCCUAGGGAAGGGAGGCAGGAGCUGGAUAGCCCGGUGGGGCGAUCGCCGCCAAGCUUGGAAAACCUAGCCUUGGUGACUCUGGAGAAGCAGUCCAAGCUAUACUUCCACCUUUGGCACGCAUGGAUCGGCUUUCACAUGCGGCAGGUCGCGUUGCAACAAGCAGAGGCGGAGCUGGCUCCUGCGCCGCUCUCUCCUCGGCACGUGCUGGGCAAGCCCUCGCGGACUCUGCAAGAAGGGCAGGCCUCCACUCGGGGCCUCUUCCGAGAACUGCAGGAGUGCAUCCUGGCGAAGGCGAGCCGCUGGGACGAUGGCCCCAUGCUCGCGCUGGAAGAGUUGGCGGUCGCAGCAGAAACGAGCGCGCUCAUGAAACGGCUCUUCUUCGAGAGCGACGUCCUGUUCAGAUUCUUGGCCGGCAGUUUUCGCCUCUGGCUGGCCCAAGCAACCAAGCGCAUCGACAUCGCGCCUCCUCCCCCUUCUCCCAAACUCUCACACUCUUCAAGCUUCCGCCAGACAACCGCAAAACCGUCCACUCGACCGAGGGCUUCCACAGACCCCUCGCAACUCCGGGAAGACGACGUCAUGCUGACGUCACAGCAGGACCGGAGGAGAAUAAGCGGGCCGCUUCCUCGGGACGACGUCACCCGGGGGGCCAACCGCAGACGGGUCGAAAGAGCUAGUGUGGAGAGGAGUUAUGAACCGGACCCGGCUGUCGUAUUGCGAUGGGAGUGGCUGCUGCGGCGGCUGGGGCAAGCGCGCGCGGGCGGGAACGUGCUGCGGAUUGUGGACUGUGUGCAGCGGGUGCUGAGCAACAGCGAGGGGAUCCCCUCGCGGCUCAACCUCAUGAACGUCGCCAGCCCGCACUCGUUGGACACCUUCCUGGUCGACGUCUUCCUUCUCGAGCGGCUGGACCCGUCAACGGCUCCGAUCGCAUCCCACGGCAGCCCAAAGCAACAGGCGGUCACGCGGGGCGCGUUGCAAGAGGCGGCCGCGGUUGACCUCGCGGCCGCGCUGCUGUUCGAGGCCGACAGCCUGGGCCAGCACGCGUUCCUGGCGGGGGCCGCGCCGGAACCGGACUUCGUCCUGUGGGCGCUCAGGAAAGCGCCCGAGCCUGCGCUGCGGAAGAGGUUGAGCGCCCUCUUCCGGCGGCUGAUCAAGCUGCUCCUGGCGCCCGCGGCCGCGCUGGACGGGCUGCGCGUCUUCAAGCUCGCGCACACCGUGACGCUGCUGCUGCCCGGGGUGCCGGGGGGGUGCGCGCACGUCGGGGAGGAGUUCGAGGAGGAGAUGCGGUAUGUGCUACAGAGUCCCGACUUGCAGCUUAAGCUGCAAAAGCGUGGCGACUUUUUCGUGCAAAGGUCAAGGCGGCUGGUCGCCAACAUCGUUGAAAGGUGCAACACCGGAAUGCGUACCGCGUCGCCGAGCAAAGGUCACAGGCGCACCGGUAGUCUAAUCUGAGAGAUUUAGAAACGUAUGAUCUUCCUCAAACGGCAGUCCCCCAGGUUGGAGCUGCGAGUUGCAGGGAUCAUCGUGUUGUGGGAGAUAUGUUGAGUCGUUCGUUGUCAGUCAAACGUUGGUUCCUGGCCAACGAACAUAUUCUCUAGAACCGUUUGAUAGAGACGAUCAUAAAGAGGGGCGAUCAUGUAUGGAAGAGUUUCCACUUUCACCCGGUCAAUCAUAACACAAGGAACUGCCAGCGCGCAACCGCCAAG
This is a messenger RNA of Klebsormidium nitens, 2555 nucleotides long. The record is from the annotation of a GenBank genome assembly. NCBI's taxonomy places the organism in Eukaryota, Viridiplantae, Streptophyta, Klebsormidiophyceae, Klebsormidiales, Klebsormidiaceae.